AAAGCCGACAUCGAGCCGAUCUUUGUGCGAGAUGUCAGCGAACACUGAGUGAGGAACGCCUGCCACGAUCUGACAUAUUUGAGCAAGUUUAUAGUGUAAUUUUGCUGUGAAAUGCGAUAAAUAUACCUGAUUUCCCAUUGUAUCAGUCAGGAAAUGGAAGUGUCCACUUUCAGAUUUUGUACGGUGGACCAAUGGAGAAGAAGAGAUCCAAAAUGACUGGAGUAGCAUUCUAUCAUGCACUCGAAAAAGCCAGCARCAAAGUUAUUAGCAACAAGUUCAAAUGCAACAGUGAAGAAAAUCUCAUUUAAAAAGGACGCAAGAAACUUAAUAAACGUUCCAAGAAAUGCUAUUACAUCUAAUAGUGAGGCCACUGAAUCAAAAUCAUGUAAUACAAACAUCCAAGAACGYGACAAUAGCGAACCAGAAUGUGCAAAACCUAUCUCUUCAACCUCRGGYAUUAAACAGCAGUUAAAGGUGAAAAGAAAGUCCCUAAAUCCUCCAUUUAGAUGCAACAAAAAGAGGCUUUCCUCAGUUGAAUGUACAGUCCAUGUAACUACCGCUAAAAMCGACCAUGUAGUAAAAUUCAAUGCUGAAAAUGCUGCUUAUAAUWCGUCUGAUAGCUUGUCUGAAUUUUGGGGUGAUGACCAACUAUUUGCUGACUUUGACAUAAGCGAUGUUGUUCAUUCCUCUCUUGAAAGUACAACCAACAAAUACAACUUAGCAAGUACUCCCAAAGUUAAGACAGAAUGUAACAGUUCUUUGGCAAAGUCAGAACCAGUUUAUAAUCAUGAAGAAACGUUUUACGGUCUUCCUUUGAAUGUUAAAAAGAUGUUUUCACAGUACAGGGGCAUCGAAGAACUCUAUGAGUGGCAGAAGACUUGCCUUUGUUUACCUGCAGUCAAGGAAAAAAGGAAUCUCAUAUAUUCUCUACCAACCAGUGGAGGAAAAACAUUAGUCUCUGAGAUUCUUUUCCUGAGAGAGUUAGUUGUCAACAAAAAGGACGUCAUUUUCGUGUUACCAUUUGUGUCAAUUGUGCAAGAAAAAGUAAGAAACCUGACUCAAUUUGCUGUUGAUCUGGAUUUUGUCAUCGAGGAGUAUGCAGCAAGUAAAGGAAAAUUUCCACCAAGAAAAAGAAGAAAAAAGAAAACUUUGUACAUUGCAACUAUUGAGAAGCUUCUUGGUAAAGCAUAUGGACAGAGGCUUGCUAAGUGCAGUGAUGAAGAGGCAGUGCAACGUUUUUACCUGACAUUAAUACUGUACAAGUUGAUCCAAGGGGAAUCCAUAUGGUUAGUUGCUGACUUGUUCAAGGUACCCAGGGGAUUUGUUCAAAACCUUCUGACAUCUGCUUCUUCUUAUGCAACUUGCUUGGUUCAUUUUACUCAGGAAUUAAGUGAUUGUUGGUCAAUUAAGCUCUUAUUUGAGGCUAUUAUCAAAAAGUUAACAUACACCGCCAGUCUGGAGCUUGUUCCUCUCAUGGAAAUCUCAGGUGUUAAACAGGGACGUGCACGGCAGUUAUUUAAUGCUGGCUAUCAUUCAUUGAGUGACGUCGCUCGUGCCAGUCCCCAGACKUUGGUCCAAGAAAUUGAGCACCUGUUUUCGUCACAGGCGAAACAAAUCGUWUCUGCUGCAAAGAUGCUUCUUCAAGAAAAGGCUGACGCUCUCCGUGAAGAGGCAGAGGAAUUGAUGGCCUAAAACAAUAUUUUUGCUUUUAUUUAUUUUUGAGAAAAAAUUAUUGGAAAUUGUUUUGCACCAGAACGCAAACAGCAAUGG
Molecule: messenger RNA, 1770 nt
Organism: Exaiptasia diaphana
Lineage: Eukaryota; Metazoa; Cnidaria; Anthozoa; Actiniaria; Aiptasiidae
Product: helicase POLQ-like
Exons: 8
Coding region: 235-1692 (485 amino acids)
Molecular function (GO): ATP binding; nucleic acid binding
Source: RefSeq, a predicted model, not a curated record